This is a messenger RNA of Phodopus roborovskii (desert hamster), 1452 nucleotides long. RefSeq names its product zinc finger protein 331 (gene Znf331). The record is from RefSeq and is a predicted model, not a curated record. Gene Ontology annotation, biological process: regulation of transcription by RNA polymerase II. NCBI's taxonomy places the organism in Eukaryota, Metazoa, Chordata, Mammalia, Rodentia, Cricetidae. Gene Ontology annotation, molecular function: DNA-binding transcription factor activity; RNA polymerase II cis-regulatory region sequence-specific DNA binding.
AUGAACGCAUUCUGCACCACGGUUACCCAGUCAGAACUCCAUGCUUUAGCUCACUGGGCAUCUGCAGCCUUGGUGAGGACACUGGAGUGGGACACUGACUCUGCACCACUGCUGAGGUACACUGAGCUCUCACCUCUCAGACUUUGUGUUUACUGUGGAAGAAAUCCCAAGAUGACAGAUAACGCUUUGAGUUCUGGAACCAUAUCCCGUGAUUUGGUGACAUUGUCUGAUGUGGCUAUAGACUUCUCUCAGGAGGAGUGGGCCUGUCUGGACUCUGCGCAGAGGGACCUGUACUGGGAUGUGAUGCUGGAAAACUACUGUAACCUCGUCUCCAUCGAUCCCACUGGCGGGCCUAGAACAUGCUAUAUAGCCCAGGCUGGCCUCAAACUUGUGGCAGCCCUGAUGACUCAGCCUUCUAAGUGUUUCAGUUACAGGUCCUUUGAGGUUCAGGCCCUCAUUGCUGCCCUGCUGGGCGAGGCGACUGUGCGAAAGCCUUUAGGUCAGCAUUAGAAAAUUCCCACCAGUGAGAAGCCCCAUGAGUGCAAUGACUGUAAGAAAGCCUUCCACUGGUGCAAUCAGCUUACUCAACACCAGAAAAUUCACACCAGGAAAAAAAAAAAAAAAAAAAACCUUAUGAACAACUGCAGGAAGGCCUUUCACUAGGGUUAGAGCCUUGUUCACACUGGUGAAAAACCAUUCUUAUGUAAAGAUGGUGGGAAAACCUUUAGGCAUGGUAAGGAACUCACUCAGCACCAAGGGUUUCAUACUGGGGAAAAAGACUAUGGGUGUAAAUACUGUGGGAACCACAAAAGAAUUCACAGUGGUGGUAAGCUCUAUAACUGUGAGCACUGUGGGAGCCUCAUUAAGCAUAAGAGAAUCCACACAAAUGAGAAACACUUUGAAUGCCAAGAGUGUGGGAAGUCCUUCACUAGAGUCAAUUGCCUCACUCAGCACCAGAACAUUCACACAGGGGAGUAACUGCAUGAGUAUAAGGAAUGUAAGAAGGCCUUUCCCUGGGUUUCAAGCCUUGCUAAACAUGAAAGAAUUCAUUCAGGUGAGAAACCCUAUAAAUUUACAGAAUGUAGGAAGGGCUUUAAUUGUGGCUAUCACCUCACGCAACAUGAGAGAAUUCACACUGGUGAAACCCCUUAUACAUGUAAGGAAUGUGGGAAGACCUUUUUAUAUGAAUCAAGCUUUCUUAAACAUGAAAGAAUUCACACAGGAGAGAAACCCCACAAAUGAAAGUAGUGUGGGAAGGCCUUUAGUCCUAGUCACCAGCUUAGACAGCAUGAGAAAACCCAGGCAAAAUUAUGUAAAGAGUGUGGGAAGAUUUACAAUAAUAUAAACUGUCUCAGAGAACAUCAGGAGACACACACACACACACUGAAAGCCUUGACUACAAAGAGCAUACCAGGACCUCUGUCCUGUAUUCAUCCUUUCCUUGGUGAUUAG